Entrophospora candida is the source of this 932-nucleotide messenger RNA. Lineage: Eukaryota; Fungi; Glomeromycota; Glomeromycetes; Entrophosporales; Entrophosporaceae. The record is from the annotation of a GenBank genome assembly.
UACCAUCAGCAGUACCAUCUUCUACAUUUAGUUGCUUCGAUCAUAAAAGACGAUCCAAAAAAUUAGUUUAUUGUUCAUUAAUUGAAGAAUUAGAUAAAUCACAAAAUACCAAUCAAACCGUCAAUAGUGAUAAUAUGUUUGUAAUUGAUCUUGAUUGUCAAAGUACAAAAGUAGGUUUUUGUGAAAAAGUUAAAAGAAACUUGAAUAUUACAGGACAAACUAUUACCAAAGCCAUAAAUAUCAAAGUACCCAUUGUAGUAAAAAUCACUCUUAAACCAUUAGGCGAAGUAACAAUAGGUCAAGCAGAGCCAUCUGGAUUGAUUGGAUUGAAAAGCAGAGAUGGAAUAGUUAGAUUAUAUCCACAAGCAUUGGUAAAACAAUUCCAACUUAAAAAACAUCCGGAAUUUUCACCUGCUGACAUAAUAGCAGAAUUUAACUCUGAUUUUGAUUUUUGGUUUGAAGGUGAUGCAACACCAAUUAAGUCAACUCAUAUAUUUGACAAACUUAUAACAUUGUUACCAAGCGGUAUGCCAUUAACCAAUUUCACAAACGAAUUAAACAAAUUUGCACCAAAAGGCACAAAAUUUGAUUCGGAAGAUGAUUUUUAUGCCAAGUUUCAAAACUCCGCUCAAUAUAAAAUUGCAACUGAUAUGUUAAAGCAUGCCACAACACCCUUAUCAUUUGGUUUGUUAAAAAAAGGCUUGGAUUUUCAAGAUAUUGUAGUAAACAACACUGCCAAUGAUCAAUUGUUUUAUUUGGAAACUAGUAUAAACCCUUAUCAGCCGGGAUCAAGUAUUAGUCAUGUGAGUCAAGCGUUGUAUUCGAAAAGCAUCGAAUUUCUAAUGAAUUUUCAAGAAACUCCAGGUAAAACGUUAAAGGACGCAAUUAAAGAUGGUGGAAAUUAUGUCGGAGGUGCAAUUGGACCUAAACUU